Panicum virgatum (switchgrass) is the source of this 857-nucleotide messenger RNA. Its product is annotated as protein CURVATURE THYLAKOID 1B, chloroplastic-like. The transcript has 6 exons. Gene Ontology annotation, cellular component: chloroplast thylakoid membrane; thylakoid. Lineage: Eukaryota; Viridiplantae; Streptophyta; Magnoliopsida; Poales; Poaceae. The record is from RefSeq and is a predicted model, not a curated record. Bases 122 to 655 code for a protein of 177 amino acids.
CAGCCGCCGCGCCCCCACGUUAUUAGCCAUUUAGCCUUAACCGCCGCGACGUCGGGCCCCGAGUGGCACCGGUCAGCUAGCUCGAGCGCAGCUCUCGCCGCGCUCUCCUUGCGACGACGCCAUGGCCCCGACCGCCCGAGCCGCCACGGGCGCGGCGAGCCCCGCGGCGCCGGCCAUCGGCAAGGGCGAGGGCGGCAAUGGCAAGGCCGUCGCCGCGCGCUCCGUCGGGCUCGACCUGCCCGCGCUGCCGAGCCUCGGUCUCGCGGCGCAGGGACAGACCCGCGCCGCAUCCUGCAAGCGGCUGGAGAGGAACGUGGUGGCCGUGGCCGCGGGGACCGCCGGGGAGCCGGCGGCGGCGCCGACGGUCGCCAACGAGGAGCUCACCGAGUUCCUCAACGCCUUGAAACAGGAGUGGGACGGGAUCGAGAACAAGUUCGCCAUGACCACACUCGCCGUCACUGUCACGCUCGUCAUGUGGAGCGCCGGUGGAGUAGUAUCGGCGAUUGACAGGCUCCCCAUAGUUCCACGCCUGAUGGAGGUUGUUGGAAUUGGAUACAGUGGGUGGUUUGCGUACCGCUACCUGCUAUUCAAGCCUGACAGGGAUGCUUUCUUUGCAAAGGUCAUGGAGUUCUACGAGGAUAUAAUCAGCGGCUAACAGAAUAUAAUGCAAGCUCAUCCAAAUUAAGGAAGCUCAUCUUGAGAGGGGCAUGUAUACUAGUCUGCUGCUGUUCAGUUGUUCUCUGUAAUAUAUUUCUGGAUAGCAUCUAAUUUGAUCCUUACUCAAUGUACGGAUAAAUAAUUUGGAUGUUAAUCGUAAAUAACAUGUAAUCCUUUUAAGUCAUUCCUUUCUCCUAUAA